CGGCGCCGGGUGGGGAUGGGGUCGCAGACGCUGCAGAUCCUCCGGCAGGGGGUGUGGGCCGCACUCAGCGGGGGCUGGUACUACGACCCGCACCAGGCCACCUUCGUGAACGCGCUGCACCUCUACCUGUGGCUCUUUCUGCUCGGCCUGCCCUUCACCCUGUACAUGGCCCUUCCUUCUUCCAUGAUUAUAGUAGCAGUUUAUUGUCCUGUGGUAGCUGCUGUUUUCAUUGUUCUGAAGAUGGUCAACUAUCGACUACACAGAGCACUGGAUGCUGGAGAAAUUGUAGAUAGGAGUGCAAAUGAGCUCACAGAUCAGCGAGCCAAAGCUGAACAAGGCAACUGUUCAACCAGGAGAAAAGAUAGCAAUGGACCUAGUGAUCCUGGUGGAGGGAUUGAAAUGUCUGAAUUCAUUCGGGAGGCCACACCUCCAGUUGGUUGCAGUUCAAGAAAUUCUUAUGCUGGUCUAGAUCCAAGCAACCAGAUUGGAUCUGGUUCCUCUCGUCUUGGAACAGCAGCAACUAUUAAAGGAGACACAGACACUGCUAAGACAUCUGAUGAUAUCAGUUUAAGUCUGGGCCAGAGCUCUAGUCUUUGUAAGGAAGGAAGUGAAGAACAAGAUUUGGCAACUGAUAGGAAGCUCUUCCGUCUGGUCUCCAAUGAUUCCUUCAUCUCCAUUCAGCCUUCUUUGUCCUCUUGUGGACAGGACUUGCCAAGGGACUUCAGUGACAAAGUGAGUCUGCCAAGUCAUAGCCACCACCACCACAUCGAUCAGUCUCUGUCCAGCGCGUGUGACACAGAAGUAGCCUCUCUUGUACCUUUACAUUCACAUUCUUACAGGAAAGAUCACCGGCCGCGAGGUGUACCACGGACUUCCAGCUCUGCUGUGGCCUUUCCUGAUACUUCACUGAAUGACUUCCCUCUUUAUCAGCAAAGACGUGGGUUAGAUCCAGUAAGUGAGUUAGAAUCUUCAAAACCUCAUUCUGGAUCCAAAGAAUCCUUGGUGGAAAAUACUUGUCUACCUGGGGAAUUCCAGCUUGCUGGUGAUCUGAAAAACAGUAAUUCUCAGCCACCCACAAAAAGUGGGAAGAGCAAAGUUCUAAAUGCAGACAAAAGCAUGGACAGCCUGAGGAGCCUGAGCACACGGAGUAGCGGGUCAACAGAGAGCUAUUGUAGCGGCACAGACCGUGAUACCAACAGUACUGUCAGCAGCUAUAAAAGUGAGCAGACUAGUUCCACUCACAUAGAAAGCAUCUUGUCAGAGCAUGAAGAGUCUCCUAAAGUGGGAAAGAAAAGUGCUAAGAAAAAAGAGUGCUGUGCUGACUCAGAGAAGAGUUGCUGUGCCAGUGACAAAAGGACUAACAGUGACAAGACUGCCCUGGAAGUGAGUACAAAUAGUGGGGCUCCUGAGGCCCAGGAUUCUCAGGCCUCUGAUGAGAUGCACAACCAGAGAGGGCUCAGCACCUCUGCAUCUGAAGAAGCCAAUAAAAACCCCCAUGCAAAUGAGCUUAUUGCACCAGAGGACCCAACCCCUGAGAAACCUGCUGAAAAUAAAGAAGAGCAGAAUGAGACGCCUGUCACUUUGGUGGAUUUAAAAGUUUGUAAAGAUACUGGUGGAAAGCAGAAGGAAGGGGAUGUACGACCCAAAUCCUCUAGCUUAAUCCACCGGACAGCCUCUGCCCACAAGUCAGGCAGGAGAAGGACAGGAAAGAAACGAGCCAGCAGUUUUGACUCUAGUCGACACAGGGACUAUGUUUCUUUUCGAGGUGUUUCUGGAACCAAACCACAUAGUGCUAUAUUUUGUCAUGAUGAGGAUUCUAGUGAUCAAAGUGACUUGAGUAGAGCAUCAAGUGUCCAUUCUGCUCAUCAGUUCAGCAGUGACAGCUCUUCUAGCACUACUUCUCAUUCGUGCCAAUCUCCUGAGGGCAGAUAUAGCGCUCUAAAGACCAAACACAUUCAUAAGGAAAGGGGUACAGACUCUGAACACUCACAUAGAGCUCAUCCUGGUCCUGAAGGAACUGGCAAAAAGAGGGCUACACGACGGACUUCCAGCACAAAUAGUGCCAAGACUCGUGCCCGAGUGUUGAGCUUGGACAGUGGCACAGUAGCAUGUUUGAAUGACUCAAAUAGGCUAAUGGCACCUGAAAGUAUAAAGCCCUUAACCACUUCAAAAUCAGAUCUUGAGGCCAAAGAGGGAGAGGUGCUGGAUGAGCUGUCUUUAUUGGGACGGGCUUCCCAGUUAGAAACAGUCACUCGAUCUAGGAAUAGUUUGCCAAGCCAGGUUGCAUUUCCUGAAGGGGACGAGCAAGAUGCAGUCAGUGGAGCAGCACAGGCCAGCGAGGAGGCAGUGUCAUUUCGCCGUGAACGCAGCACAUUUAGGCGCCAGGCAGUACGGCGCCGGCACAAUGCAGGGAGUAACCCUACCCCUCCUACCUUGCUCAUCGGAUCACCCCUAAGCCUUCAAGAUGGUCAGCAAGGCCAGCAGUCCACAGCCCAGGUCAAAGUCCAGUCCCGCCCCCCUUCCCAGGCUGCAGUGCUCAGUGCUAGUGCCUCAUUGCUGGUGAGAAAUGGGAGUGUCCACUUAGAAGCAUCACAUGACAAUGCAUCUGCUGUAGGCGGUAGCAGUUUGCAAGAUGAACUUGGUAAGUUCUCUUCUACACUCUAUGAGACUGGUGGCUGUGAUAUGUCACUUGUGAAUUUUGAACCAGCAGCAAGAAGAGCAUCUAAUAUCUGUGACACGGAUUCUCAUGUAUCCAGUUCUACCUCAGUUCGAUUUUAUCCACAUGAUGUGCUUUCUCUCCCGCAGAUUCGGUUGAAUAGGCUGUUGACCAUUGAUACAGAUUUGUUGGAGCAACAGGACAUUGAUCUGAGUCCUGACUUGGCAGCCACUUAUGGUCCAACAGAAGAAGCUGCCCAAAAGGUUAAACACUAUUACCGCUUUUGGAUCCUGCCCCAGCUGUGGAUUGGCAUUAACUUUGAUAGACUCACACUUUUGGCGCUGUUUGAUAGAAAUCGUGAGAUCCUGGAAAAUGUGUUAGCUGUCAUUCUGGCUAUUCUUGUGGCUUUUUUGGGAUCUAUUCUUCUCAUACAAGGCUUCUUCAGAGACAUCUGGGUCUUCCAGUUCUGCCUGGUCAUAGCCAGCUGUCAGUACUCGCUACUCAAGAGUGUUCAACCAGAUUCUUCUUCGCCCAGGCAUGGUCAUAAUCGUAUCAUUGCUUACAGUAGACCAGUUUACUUCUGUUUAUGUUGUGGUCUAAUUUGGUUCUUGGAUUAUGGUAGCAGAAACCUUACUACAACCAAGUUCAAAUUAUAUGGAAUAACAUUCACCAAUCCACUGGUAUUUGUAUCAGCCAGGGAUUUAGUUAUAGUGUUUACACUCUGUUUCCCAAUAGUGUUUUUCAUUGGCCUUCUGCCUCAGGUGAAUACAUUUGUAAUGUACCUUUGUGAACAAUUGGAUAUUCAUAUUUUUGGUGGUAAUGCUACUACAAGCCUGCUUGCAGCACUUUACAGUUUUAUCUGUAGCAUUGUGGCAGUAGCCUUAUUGUAUGGAUUAUGUUACGGAGCUUUAAAGGAUUCAUGGGAUGGUCAACAUAUUCCAGUACUUUUCUCCAUUUUUUGUGGCUUAUUAGUGGCUGUAUCCUAUCAUCUCAGCCGACAAAGCAGUGAUCCAUCUGUACUUUUCUCUUUGGUACAAUCCAAGAUUUUUCCAAAAACAGAAGAAAAAAAUCCGGAAGACCCUCUGUCUGAAGUAAAAGACCCACUGCCUGAGAAACUUAGGAAUUCUGUUAGUGAGCGUUUACAGUCUGACUUAGUGGUAUGCAUUGUAAUUGGUGUGCUGUAUUUUGCUAUUCAUGUAAGCACGGUGUUCACAGUAUUACAGCCUGCUCUCAAGUUUGUGUUAUAUGCAUUGGUUGGCUUUGUGGGUUUCGUAACCCACUAUGUGCUGCCUCAAGUUAGGAAACAGCUACCAUGGCAUUGUUUCUCUCAUCCUCUGCUGAAGACCGCAGAGUACAAUCAGUAUGAAGUUCGAAAUGCAGCUACUAUGAUGUGGUUUGAAAAACUUCAUGUGUGGCUUCUUUUUGUUGAGAAGAAUAUCAUCUAUCCACUGAUUGUUCUCAAUGAACUUAGUAGUAGUGCAGAGACAAUUGCCAGUCCAAAGAAACUGGAUACAGAAUUAGGUGCUUUAAUGAUCACCAUUGCUGGCUUGAAGUUGCUGCGAUCCUCUUUUAGCAGCCCUACGUAUCAGUAUGUCACAGUCAUCUUUACUGUGCUCUUUUUCAAAUUUGACUAUGAAGCUUUUUCAGAGACCAUGCUAUUGGAUCUCUUCUUCAUGUCCAUACUGUUCAGCAAGCUUUGGGAACUCCUCUAUAAGUUGCAGUUCGUAUAUACCUACAUCGCCCCGUGGCAAAUUACAUGGGGUUCUGCUUUCCAUGCGUUUGCUCAGCCCUUUGCAGUGCCUCAUUCAGCCAUGCUGUUUAUUCAGGCUGCUGUAUCAGCUUUCUUCUCUACUCCACUAAACCCUUUUCUAGGAAGUGCAAUAUUUAUCACUUCUUAUGUUCGGCCUGUGAAAUUCUGGGAGAGAGAUUAUAACACAAAACGAGUAGAUCAUUCAAAUACCAGAUUGGCUUCCCAGCUUGAUAGAAAUCCAGGAUCAGAUGACAAUAAUCUGAAUUCCAUCUUCUAUGAACAUUUAACCAGAUCCCUGCAGCACAGCCUCUGUGGUGAUUUGUUACUGGGACGGUGGGGAAACUACAGUACUGGGGAUUGUUUCAUCCUUGCCUCUGACUAUCUCAAUGCAUUAGUACACCUUAUAGAAAUAGGCAAUGGUCUUGUCACUUUCCAGCUGCGGGGCCUGGAAUUCAGAGGUACCUACUGUCAACAACGGGAAGUAGAGGCCAUUACUGAAGGUGUAGAAGAAGAUGAAGGAUUUUGCUGUUGUGAACCUGGCCAUAUUCCUCAUGUACUUUCAUUUAAUGCUGCUUUUAGCCAACGCUGGCUAGCUUGGGAAGUGAUAGUCACUAAGUAUAUUCUGGAGGGGUAUAGCAUCACUGAUAAUAGUGCUGCUUCUAUGCUUCAAGUCUUCGAUCUUCGGAAAGUACUCACUACUUACUACGUCAAGGGUAUAAUUUAUUAUGUUACAACAUCCUCUAAGUUAGAGGAGUGGCUAGCUAAUGAGACAAUGCAGGAAGGACUCCGUCUGUGUGCAGAUCGAAAUUAUGUUGAUGUGGACCCCACCUUUAAUCCAAACAUUGAUGAAGAUUAUGAUCAUCGGUUGGCAGGCAUAUCCAGGGAAAGUUUCUGUGUGAUUUACCUUAACUGGAUAGAGUACUGUUCUUCUCGGAGAGCAAAGCCUCUAGAUGUGGACAAAGAUUCAUCACUGGUGACUCUCUGUUAUGGACUCUGUGUUCUAGGACGGAGAGCUUUGGGAACUGCAUCCCAUCAUAUGUCCAGUAAUUUAGAGUCAUUCCUCUAUGGAUUGCAUGCCCUAUUUAAAGGAGAUUUCCGUAUUUCUUCAAUUCGAGAUGAAUGGAUCUUUGCUGACAUGGAAUUACUAAGAAAAGUAGUAGUCCCUGGAAUCCGUAUGUCCAUUAAACUUCAUCAGGAUCAUUUCACUUCUCCAGAUGAGUAUGAUGACCCUACUGUGCUCUAUGAGGCCAUUGUAUCUCAUGAAAAGAACCUCGUGAUAGCCCAUGAAGGGGAUCCUGCGUGGCGGAGCGCAGUUCUUGCCAACUCUCCUUCCUUGCUUGCUUUGCGGCAUGUCAUGGAUGAUGGCACCAAUGAAUAUAAAAUCAUCAUGCUCAAUAGGCGCUACCUAAGCUUUAGGGUCAUUAAAGUGAACAAGGAGUGUGUCCGAGGUCUUUGGGCUGGGCAACAGCAGGAGCUUGUUUUUCUGCGCAAUCGUAACCCAGAGAGAGGUAGCAUCCAGAAUGCAAAGCAAGCUCUACGAAACAUGAUAAACUCAUCUUGUGACCAACCUAUUGGCUACCCAAUCUUUGUCUCACCCCUGACAACUUCUUACUCUGAUAGCCAUGAACAGCUUAAAGAAAUUCUUGGGGGACCUAUCAGCUUGGGAAAUAUCAGAAACUUCGUAGUGUCAACCUGGCAUAGACUAAGGAAAGGUUGUGGAGCCGGAUGUAACAGUGGUGGCAAUAUUGAAGAUUCUGAUACUGGAGGUGGAACUUCCUGUGUUGGUAACAAUGCAACAACUGCCAGUGAUCCCCACAGCAAUAUGUCCCAAGGAAGCUCUGGAAAUCCCGGGCAGGGAUCAGGAACUGGACUUUAUCCACCUGCUACAUCUUACCCUCCAACUCUAGGCACUAGCCACAGUGCUCACUCUGUGCAGUCGAGCCUUGUCAGACAGUCCCCUGCUCGGGCCUCUGUAGCCAGCCAGUCUUCCUAUUGCUACAGCAGCCGGCAUUCAUCUCUCAGGAUGUCCACCACAGGAUUUGUGCCUUGUCGGCGCUCUUCCACCAGCCAGAUAUCACUUCGAAACUUGCCAUCAUCCAUCCAGUCCCGCCUAUCUAUGGUGAACCAGAUGGAGCCCUCCGGUCAGAGUGGGAUGGCUUGUGUACAGCAUGGCCUUCCUUCUUCAAGCAGCUCCAGCCAAAGCAUCCCCGCCUGCAAACACCACACCCUCGUGGGCUUUCUUGGGACAGAGGGGAGUCAGAGCAGUGCCACGGAUGCCCAGCCAGGCAACACCUUAAGUCCUGCAAAUAAUUCACAUGCCAAGAAAGGGGAAGUGAUUUACAGAGUCCAAAUUGUGGAUCCCACCCAAAUUCUGGAAGGGAUCAACCUGUCAAAAAGGAAAGAGCUACAGUGGCCUGAUGAGGGAAUUCGAUUAAAAGCUGGGAGAAACAGCUGGAAAGACUGGAGUCCUCAGGAGGGCAUGGAAGGCCAUGUGAUUCACCGAUGGGCGCCUUGCAGUAGAGACCCAGGUACGAGAUCCCACAUCGACAAGGCAGUGCUUCUGGUCCAGAUUGAUGAUAAAUACGUGACUGUGAUUGAAACUGGGGUACUAGAACUUGGGGCUGAAGUGUGAGCUUGUGUUUUGUAGCCAAAUUUCUUUUCCCUCUCACUUCCAAAACCUUGGAAAAAGAGGAGCUUCCAGAAGAUGCCCACAGGAUCACUUUGAUCUUAUAUGGGAGAGACUGGUGAAUAGUGGCGUGGUUCAGCACCUCCCCCUUCACCCUGGCUCUUGUCAUUGUCUCCAUUCCCAAAUAAAGCUGAAAUAUUUUUUUAAGUUAACCACAAGAAAACAUUUUGCAUGGAGGAUAAAGUUCUGUUAAAAUACAUCUUUAAAAAGUUUUUCCUAUGCAUUGCCUAUGCUUUAAAUCAACAAACUCUUAAUUUCUAAACUAUGAUUUCAUAUUUUUCUAAUUUCUUUGCCAAAAAGAAUUGCCAUGUGUUGUUAUGGAACACAAAAUCCAUUGACCUUGAUUUUCACAAAAGACCCUUGUGGAAGCGUUCGGUUUGACACUUAGCAGUAUAAAAAUUAAAUGUACAGUGUGAGAGACGAUGAACAGACAUAGAUUUAUCUUCUUAUUCCUCGAGCGCUAAAAACUUUAAUUAAAGAAAACUGCACUAAUUUUUUACAACAAUGCACUAAAUUCUGAGAUUUCUCAGAACAUUUAUUUAUAUAUAUAAAAUAAAAUACCAUUAUUUAAAUUGCCUUUGGGAUUAACCCUUCCUUUCCUGAUAAACAUAGUUGGCAGGAACUGUGCUGCUCAUUUUUCUGUUGGUAGUCUGUAUACUUCAUGCCAGUAUGUUGGAUGUGUUCUCUAAGAUGAAUACAAAAUCUCAAGAUACAUAUAGCUUCAUCUUGACACUUCCUGGAGCUAGUGAUCAGUGGAUCGGUCAUGUGAACACUACUGCCAGCUACUGUGUCCACAUCUUGGAUGAGGCCCUUGAAGUAUGUGCUCACCCAACUCCCUGCUCAGGGCAUGCUUUGCCCAGGUCAGUUCUGGGAAGAAAAUGCUUUUGCUUUUCAAAGAAGAAGAUGAAUGUCCAGGAAUUCAAAGAAAGAACUGAUUGCCUUUUCUUUUAAGAGUCCCUAGCUCUUGAAGUUAUUCACGUGAAGUUCAGUUUCUCAAGUAAAAUUUUUUUUCAAACAAAAUUCUCCAAAUGGUGCAGUUCUUAUUGUUGUAUCCCUCUUUAAUAACUUUGCUUUUAAUUUCCCCCUCUUCUUUUUCUAUUACUUGAAUUUUAUUUCCUAUAACUUAUAUUGUAUGCUUGUAAUUUGAAAUAUUUAUAACUGUGAAAUUGACUUAAUUCAUAUGUUGUCUCAUAAAUUAUAUCGGUUUUUAAAGUAUGUAUUCAGGGAAAUAUAUAACUCAGAUUUACAAUUGGGCUAUGUGGGACAGCAACUUAGAUUUAAUUUGCAACUUUCAAUGUUUUUUAAAUUAAAAAUUCCCUUCAAUUUGAAACUCCAAAGAAAAUUGUACAUCUCCUCUGAGCAUUUGGGAGCAGCCAUCUUUCUACCCAUUGGGAAUAGACAGUUUAAAAAAAAAAAAAGUAAAAUUAACUUUGGUACAUUUUAUUUAAUUCAGUAUGCCCAGGUUAUUAGCAUUUCAACCUGUGGCAUGCACUGACCAUAUUUCACAAUACUCAGUAGCUAUGUGCCUAGUGGCUGUUGUGUUGGACCGCACAGGUUUGUAGUAUCUUUUGAUAAGAUGACAGAAGAGAACUGUUUUUCCUACUAGUUCUAUUGUGUUGAUACCACAGUAUAGCAUAACAUUGCAGUAGAGGAAAUGAAAACUAAUAGCUGAUAUAAAGAAUCUUGACAUUUCCACUCAAAACCUUCUUAUUUUCCUUUUUGGUAAUUUUAAAAUCUCUGGCCAUUCAGAACCCAAUGUGCCUUGUGUUAACAUUUCCAUAGACUUCAUACUUUGCAAAUGUUAUUGUCUAAAAAUAUUUGUCAAAUGAUUUACUGAAGUUUUACACAAAAGAACCCUUCUAAAUUGACCAUUGAAAAUGUAUAUUUUCCUGAUAGUGUCAUUAUGUUGUAUAUUUUGCCUCAUUUUGGCAAAUCUGUGGUGUAGAAUAAGUUCAGUAUUUUUUUUCUAAAACUGAAUAUAUGAUAUAUCUAAUUUUUAAAUCUUCUCAAAGGGAUUAUGCUCCCUCCUGCUUGCUCCCUCUCUAAAAUUAAUAUGAUUUAUUCAUGGUCAUUGCCUAGAUAGACAAGUGGACUUUUCAGUCUUAGAUGGAAGAUAAUCCAUUUUCCACACAAAGAGGAACAAAAUAAUCUGAACUUCAGAUGAUUCCAUCAGAAGGGCUAGAAUUCUUUUUAUUCCUAGCCAUCGCCGUUCACCACCACCCCUCCCCUCAUUGAUACAUUAGAUACUCUGAAAAUUUAGAUUUCAAAUGCAAAACUGGAUUUUGUAUGAAACAUAUUGAGUCUUAAUUUGGGAUAGCAGUUGGUGGGCAUUUUUCUUGAAACAAGUUGGAUUUUGUUAUAACUCUUUACUAAAUUUAUAUAUAAGGAGCCCUAAGAGAAGCCAUGUUCUUAUAUUUUAAAUCUAAAAUUGAUAAAGUCUUUAAAAAAUCAUAACACUUUUCUAAUUACUUCAGGGGAAAUAGUAAAAAUUGAAGAAAGACUUGUGUCUUAAUAAUCUGAUCUAAAUUAAUGAAAGUAUAUAUUUCUAUAUAAUAAAUUGACUAUAAAUGUCUUAUUCCUGUCCCCUCUUCUUCUAGACAAUAGUGAGCUAUUGGUUUAAAUUCUCUGCUUAAACUUUUUCAUUAAUGUACAGGGCUUAAACAUACAUUAGUGUUUUUGAUUCGUUAUCACCAAAACUUUCAGAGUUUCAUAAUUUGAAAGCAAAGAGAUUAAAACACUAGUGUUUUUUUUAAUUUCCUUAGAGUAGAAUUGCAUGAUUGAAGUCUUUGUUUUUUCUUGUUUGAUUUUUAUCUCCCUUUUGAAAGUAUAAUACUGGAAUGAGUUGUAAGUUGUUGUCUUUUUAAGUUUUUUUCCUCUUAUUUAGUGACAAAAAACAUUUGUAUUACUACAGAUUAAGCUUUAGUUUACCUUCCACAUUAUACCUUGGUGUGAGUUCUUUAUACCAUUUUCAAUAUUUGAUAAAACUUUAAAUGUUGACUUUUUUGCUAAAGAGCUUUAAUUUUACCAAGAAUCUAGGUUAACAUAAGAUGUUGAUAUUUAUGGAGUUUGGGAGAGUCCUCAUGAGGCUAUCUGUGUAUUUUUAAGAUGAGAUUAUCUUUUAGGAAAUUAGUGAGCAGACUUUUUAAAUUUAGUGUUUUGCCUUCUUUGGGCCUACAUUACUGGAGGAUUACAUUCCAUUAGAUUUGAAAUAUUUUGAAAAAUAUUUCAAUGAUAUCUGAAACAUUUCUAAUCUUGAAACAGAAGAUAUCAGACAAUAUUUCUGCUAUGAAGGAUAUAUGGAAAAUUCUUGGGCACCAAAUGUCAGCCAAGGAAAAUACAAGUUUUCAUAUAGGAAACUGUAGCUUAUUAAGAAAAUGUAUUAUUCCUUCUGGAUUAGUUUAUUUUUCCAUCUCCUAUCAAAAUAUAAAUCGCAGCUUCACAUCUAAGUGAGGGUACUCAGCCUGAAUAAAUCCCACUUUGCUUUAAACAGCGUCCUCCACUUAUGCUUAGAAGUUCAUCUGCUAUAUUGAGCUGUUCAUCUAGAACUGGGUGUUUUCAAACGUAAGACUUUGUCCAGUAUCUAAAAUUGUCUUUUAAUUUAAGCUAACUUUAAAGCAUUCUUAGUCCUAAACAAAUAUGUGACUUGAGGAAAAAAUAGUAGUAGAUUUAUGUAAGAAUUUUUUGACUUUAUGUUUACUAGCUACAAAACAUAAACUGCUUCCCAGACUAUUUAUUUAUUUAUUUUUUUGCAUUGCUGGGAAUGGAACCCAGGGCCUUGUGCAUGCAAGGCAAGCACUCUACCAACUAAAGCUAUAUCCCGAGCACCCCAGACUAUUUUUUAAUUUUAUUUUUGUUUUAAUUAUUUUUUAUGAAUAUAAAUUAAUCCCUUUCUGAUAUUUCUUAGGUCUUUUUCUGCGGGGGGUACCAGGGAUUGAACUCAGGAGCACUCAAUCACUGAGCCACAUCCCUAGCCCUAUUUUGUAUUUUAUUAGAGACAGGGUAUUACUGAGUUUCUUAGUUUCUCUAAAUUGCUGAGGCUGGCUUUGAACUCGCGAUCCUCCUGCAUCUGCCUCCCAAGCUGCUGGGAUUAUAUGUGUGCGCCACCACACCCAGCCUCUUAGUUGUUUUUUAAAUUCCUCUGUAUUCAUUCUCAUUUUCUUUUACAUUAUAGUGUAAAAUAAUCAUAUAAAAUUACUUUGGACACAGACCCAGUUAAUUUUUUUUCUUUUGAUAUGCUACAUAUCAAAUAAGGCAUAAAAUAUCCCUUUUAAUUUUAGACAGUUUUCCUUUAACUCUUAAGAUGAGUAGAAAGAAUAAUGUCAGUCAAGGUACCUAGAACCUGUUAGUGGACUUUGAAUUUUCUUUUUCAAAUUUAUGUGGACACUGAAUUUUAUUGAUCAAGAGAAAAAGGAAAAUUAGAUACUACCAUGUACUUAGCAUAAAUUUUAAUAUUACACUGAGUAUGUGUAGGGUUUUUUAAAUAUUUAAAAACUAGCCCCUUUUUUCUUCAUUUCUCUUAAGAAUAGAUUAGUUGAUAAACACCCAGGACUUCUUUUAAUCUUAUUAAAUGUUUAGGUAAGAGCUAUAAUUGGAAAGGGAUUAUUAUAAAAUAGAUCUGUUAGAAUAUGAAUAGAGUAUUAAUUUUGCUUGAAACAGAGGUAUAUUUUCUGCUAUGAAUCACCUCACCAGUCAUCUGUCAAGAAUUAUGUGUUUAAGAAUUUCUCUUUAUUGCCUAUAUGCCACAUAUUAUUUCUGAAUUAGGGUAUAUAACUCAUUUGUGAGCUGAAUUUCAUUACCUGCCGUUUUGUGGAAUCAACACUCUGGAGAAACUAGAGCUGAUUGUCACUGCAAGGUCACAUGACAACUUUGUCCUAAGACUUAUACCUAUUAUAUAGGGUCUUACCAUUUUCUUACGCCUCAGCUCUGUACCUGACCUUUUAUGAUUCAGUGGAGCCAAGCUAGAAGCAGCAAAGGUCAUGUGACAUGUGAUGAGGAUGAAUUCCUGGGUGAUGCCUGCAAAGAUGAGGUGAUGCCCUGGAAGUCAGAAUAGAGAGCUGACAGAGAAUGAGAUGGCUGCUCCAGAUGACUCUCGAGUUUAGUGUACUUGUAGUUGAACAAGAUUUUUUUAUAUAUGAAGCUUGAUUAUACAACCAAAAUAAUGAAAAUGGGUGGGGUCAUAUCUGCUUAUGCUUUUUAAAAGCUUAUAGUUUAAGUAAAAUUAAAUUGUAAAAAUCAGUUACGUUAACCCUGUACAAGUCUGGCAAUGAGCUCUGCAUGAGGAAAUGAAAGGAGAAAUAUUAAAAGCUAUCCAGGAGAGUAGAUAUGAGGAAGAAAAAUGGGUUUCCCUUUUCUGAUCAUGGGCUCUGGAAAGUAUUCAUUGCCUUUACCAGCAUUCAGUAUAAACCAGAGGUAAGGAUAUACGUACUUGCGUGUGUCUGUGAGUGUGUGUGUGUGUCUGAGUGUUAUUCCAAACAACUUGUAAAUACUGUAGUUGUUUAAAAUGGAAAAUAAAAGUUGAGGGGUUUUUUUGGCAAAUAUGUUGCAUCAAAAUACAGUAUUGACAGUGGAUAAAAUACAGGAAAUAAACUUUUUUUCAUUUUG
This is a messenger RNA of Marmota monax (woodchuck), 12693 nucleotides long. It is a transcript of the gene Pcnx1, whose product is annotated as pecanex 1. Gene Ontology annotation, cellular component: membrane. The transcript is spliced from 36 exons. Lineage: Eukaryota; Metazoa; Chordata; Mammalia; Rodentia; Sciuridae. Bases 16 to 7038 code for a protein of 2340 amino acids. The record is from RefSeq and is a predicted model, not a curated record.